This is a messenger RNA of Leptidea sinapis, 2097 nucleotides long. Its product is annotated as AH receptor-interacting protein. The transcript has 6 exons. Lineage: Eukaryota; Metazoa; Arthropoda; Insecta; Lepidoptera; Pieridae. The record is from RefSeq and is a predicted model, not a curated record. Gene Ontology annotation, molecular function: protein binding; peptidyl-prolyl cis-trans isomerase activity. Gene Ontology annotation, cellular component: cytosol; nascent polypeptide-associated complex. Bases 148 to 1119 code for a protein of 323 amino acids.
CUAGAUGUAGAUAGAAAAUAAUCAUCUAUAAAAAAUAUAAUAUAAGACGGAGGUUUAAUUUAAGAAUAAUAAUGUUAUCUAUCUACUAUAUUAUUGGAGCUUAAGUUAUUUUUUGUGUUUUCCAAAAAUCUGUAAAAUUAUUAAAGAAUGCCUCCUGUAGUCAAAAAAAUUAUUUAUGCUGGACAAAAAUAUGUUCCCAUUGCGAACGGAAGUAAAGUACAUUUCCAUUUCAAAACAUUUAAAUUGGGAAAAGAACGUACAUGUAUUGAUGACAGUAGAAAAAUUGGGAAGAAAGAGCCUAUGGUGCUAGUCAUUGGCCACAAGUUUAAAUUAGAGGUUUGGGAGAGUAUUGUGCAAUUGAUGGCUAUAGGAGAGGUGGCUAGUUUUACUGUUGAGAAAGAGUUAGUGUAUAGUUACCCAUUUGUGUCAAAAACCUUAAGAGAAUUGGGUCAGGAACAGCAUAGAAUCAAACACACAUGCACCAUGACAUUGCAGACGGAAGGCAUAGGAUAUACGGAUCUAGAUGAACUAAUAAGUAAUCCAUGUAAUUUAGAGUUCAUAAUAGAAUUAUUAAAGGUUGAGCGAUCAGAUGAAUAUGAAAAGGAUCUUUGGCAAUUAAGUAUUCAAGAAAGAUUAAAACUAGUGCCAGAGUUGAAAAUGAAAGGCAAUGAAUUGUAUGCCAAAAAGAAAUUUAAUGAAGCAGAAGAUAAUUAUACCCAGGCCUUAGGAAUCCUUGAACAAUUAAUGAUUAGAGAAAGAAAAACUGAUGACGAAUGGAUUGCAUUUAAUGCUGUUAAACUACCAAUACUCCUUAACUAUGCACAGUGUAAAUUGAUUAAAGGGGAUUACUAUUCAGUUAUACAACAUUGUAAUACAAUCUUGGAGUAUGAACCUGAAAACGAAAAGGCCUUGUACAGGCGCGGCAAGGCGCAUGUUGGUGCUUGGAAUCCAGAUCAAGCAGAAGAGGACUUUUUGAAAUUAAAAGCAAUAAACCCCUUAAUGACUGCCAUUGUUGAUAAUGAACUUGAAAAUAUCAGGCUAUUACGCAAACAGAAAGCCGAGCAAGAUAUGAAGGCUAUGAAAAAGCUGUUUGUAAAAGACGAAGACACGCCAAAAUAAUUUUUAUGAUAAAUAUGAGUCUUAUCAAUAGAGAAAAUAAUUUAAAAUGGCGGCGUGUACUUUAAAUCACAGCAGUAGAGUUGAUUUACCUGACAGUAUUUACAUGUAUUAAAAACUUAAUUAAUAGGUAAAGAAAUUUUUUACUAUACUGAUAAGACAUAAUAUGGUUGUCGAAAUAAUUAGCCAGGCUCUGCAGAGUGACCGCUGACCGAUGUGACGUCACACUACACUGAGUGCCGCGCCGUGUUAUGACGUCACCUAAGCAUUUCCCGCCGUGUAAAAUAAGUUCUCGUAUUAGUUUAGUAUAAUGUAGUAGUACCUGGUGUUUUUCUAUACACUUAAAGUUUCAUGUUAUUGAAGAGUGACUUUGUCAAUUCCACUCUUUAAUUGACCUACAUACCUUUCCGCCAUAAGUGACGCUAUUUUAAAUUAUUUUCUACAUUGAUAAAUUAUACUGAAGAAGAAUGUCUUCAAUACGUUUUGAACAUGGUCUAUACUUAAUAAUUUUAAUAUCAUUUAUAUUAUAUAUUCUUUGAUUUACGCGAGUAUCACAAAUUUAAAUAAAAUACUUUUAAUAAUACUAAAAAAACGAGAACACCGUCCUUCAAUUUAGCUUAAAUCCUCUACAGGAAAUAUCGCCUUUAAGGCAAUAAAUGGCGCUAAACAUACUGGCAAUUAUAUUAAAUUACUUUCUCUUUCCUGUCUUGCUUUCGCCGUGAAAAUUUGGCUCUGGAAUUGAAAUGAAAUGUCUAAUUAAAUAAAAAAUGUUAAUUUUUACCAAACAACCAAUGUAAAAUUUCGGUUCCACGCAUUUUAAUUAUUUUAUAAGUAUUCUAUUUAAAUCAUUGUUAUACAAGAAGUCCAGUUACCUUGUAGAAUAUUUAUCAAAUUAUAUCUAAUAUUUUGUUUAUUUAAUAAAUGUAAUGGAGACUUAAUUAUUUUAUACAUUUGUUAUAAUAAAUUAAUUUAGUUCAAUUA